This is a messenger RNA of Linum tenue, 3111 nucleotides long. NCBI's taxonomy places the organism in Eukaryota, Viridiplantae, Streptophyta, Magnoliopsida, Malpighiales, Linaceae. The record is from the annotation of a GenBank genome assembly.
GUUCCAUCGGGAUUUUUAGCGACGAAAAUCAAAAGCCGGAUCCGACGAUCUUCUUCUCCGGCCACCACACCGUCGGGUUUCCAGCAAAAAAGAAAGAUUGUUUUCUCGAUCAAGAGCAUUUUUUUCAGCGGAAGUCCAACAGAAAUAUUUACCGACGGCGGAUGACCUGAAUUUCCACAAUCCCUGCCUCCGGCGGCGACGACUACCAACAAGACUUCCUCUCUCCACUAAUCGAAUUUCACCGAAGCCACGAGAAUGGGGUCGGAUAACAACACCGGAAUGGAGCGGAGGCUACUCGUGUCCCCGAAGUCACGAUCGGACGGCGGCGACGAGUCCUCCGCCGCCGGCGACGGCGCCCUGACGUGGAGCGUGUUCAUCCAGGAGCUGAAGCGGCUGGGCUACAUAGCCGGGCCGAUGGUGGCGGUGAAUCUCUCCCAGUACCUCCUCCAGGUGAUUUCCCUGAUGAUGGUUGGACACUUGGGGGAGCUGGAGCUCUCCAGCACCGCCAUAGCCGUUUCUCUCUCCAGCGUCACCGGUUUCAGCGUCCUCAUAGGAAUGUCAAGCGCGCUGGAAACGCUCUGCGGCCAAGCCUACGGCGCCGGACAGUACCGGAAGCUCGGAACCCAAACCUACACGGCCGUCUUCUGCCUCCUCUUAGCCUGCAUCCCCUUAACCCUCCUCUGGCUCAACAUGGAGUCCAUCCUCAUCUUCGUGGGCCAGGACCCAACCAUCUCCCACGAGGUCGGCAAGCUCCAGAUCUGGCUCGUCCCGUCUCUCUUCGCCUACGCGCUGGCCCAGCCCAUUCUCCGCUACCUCCAGGCCCAGAGCCUGGUCGCGCCCAUGCUCACGACAGCUGGCGUCACGGUCUGCUUCCACGUGCCGCUCUGCUGGGGGCUGGUGUUUAAAAGCGGGCUGAGGAACGUCGGGGCGGCGCUGGCCAUGUGUUUGUCGAACUGGCUGAGCUUUGUGAUCCUUGCCUUGUACGUCAAGUGUUCUCCCUCGUGUGCCAAGACUAGGGUUCCGGUGUCGAUGGAGCUGUUUCGGGAUAUCGGUGUGUUCUUUCGAUAUGCCGUCCCUUCCACAGUCAUGAUCUGCUUGGAAUGGUGGUCGUUUGAGCUUGUGGUGCUGCUUUCUGGUCUCUUGCCAAACCCUGAGCUUGAGACCUCAGUCCUCUCAGUAUGUCUAAACACCAUUGCAACUCUAUACUCAAUACCAUUUGGACUAGGUGCUGCGGCCAGCACUAGAGUGUCAAACGAGCUAGGACGUGGCAACCCAGAAGCAGCCCGAGUCUCGGUACGCACCGUCAUGUCCGUGGCAGCGGCCGAGGCGCUCCUCGUAAGCAGCAGCCUCUUCAUGUCCCGCCGCGUCUUCGGCUACAGCUUCAGCGACGAGAAGGAAGUGGUGGACUACGUGACCAAGAUGGCGCCAUUGCUGUGCCUGUCGGUCAUAAUGGACAGCCUUCAGGGUGUUCUUUCGGGUGUAGCCAGAGGUUGUGGAUGGCAGCAUAUUGGUGCUUACAUCAACCUCGGAGCGUUUUAUCUUUGCGGGUUUCCGGUGGGAAUCGUGUUAGGGUUUUGGACGAAUCUGAGAGGGAUGGGGCUGUGGAUUGGCGUGCUGGUUGGCGCGGUUGCGCAGACGGUGUUGUUGUUUGUUGUGACGAUGUGUACCAACUGGGAGAAACAGCCGGCGGAGGCUGAGAACAACGGCAUGGAGCAGAGCUUGUUGCUUCUGCCGCAAAAAUCAGUAGGAGGUGAUGAAGACGGCGGAGGGGUUUACAUCCAGGAAGCUAAGAGAUUAUGCACCAUAGCACUUCCCAUGGCAGCCAUCAACCUCUCGAUGGGUGCGUUGAACAUCAUAUCACUGAUGAUGGUUGGCCAUCUAGGUGAGCUCUCCCUCUCCAGCUCUGCCAUCGCCAUCUCUCUCUCCAACGUCACCUGCUUCAGCCUUCUUGUUGGGAUGUCAAGUGGUCUCGAGACACUCAACGGACAAGCCUAUGGAGCUCAGCAGUACAGGAAACUUGCAGUGCAAACAUACACCGCCAUCUUCUCGUUGAUAUCGGUCUGCAUCUUUCUCUCCUUGGCUUGGUUCAACAUGGAGAGUCUGUUGGUGCUGAUCGGUCAGGAUCCUGUCAUUGCUCAUGAAGCCGGGGCCUUCACUAGGUGGCUCGUGCCUGCGUUUUUCGCUGCUGCGGUGUACCAGCCACUGGUUAAGUACUACUUAGCACAGAGCUUGAUUACUCCCAUGUUGUUGUGCUCUUGUGUCACCAUCUUUCUCCACGUUCCUUUGUGUUGGGUUUUGAUCUUCAAGACUGGAUUGAACAACUUUGGUGGAGCAUUGUCAGUAGGGAUAUCCUACUGGUUGAAUGUUGUUUUCCUAGUUCUUUACAUGGCAUUCUCUCCUACUUGUGCCAAGACUCGUGCUCCGGUGUCGAUGGAGUUGUUUCGAGGGGUCGGGGAGUUCUUUCGAUUUGCGAUUCCUUCUGCAAUCAUGAUUUGCCUGCAAUGGUGGUCAUAUGAGUUUGUCAUCAUGCUAUCAGGGUUGUUGCCGAAUCCACAGCUCGAGACUUCGGUCCUCUCGAUUUGUCUCACAACAAUUGGGACACUCUUUGCAAUACCAUAUGGACUAGGUGCUGCAGUCAGCACUCGGGUUGCAAACGAGCUAGGAGCUGGGAACCCACAAGCUGCUCGUAGAUCGGUCUACACGAUCAUGAUCCUGGGAGUUGCAGAAUUGGCUGUAGUUGGUGGAAUCUUGUUUGCAGGAAGACAGAUGUUUGGAUACUUAUUCAGCGGUGAGACAGAAGUUGUGGAGGAUGUAUCCAAAAUGGCUCCCUUGGUUUGCCUCUCUAUUGUGGUGGAUGGCUUACAGGAGAUCCUUUCAGGAGUUGCGAGGGGAUGUGGGUGGCAGCACAUUGGAGCAUAUGUGAAUCUGGCUGCACUGUAUCUCUGUGGGAUUCCAGUUGCUGGUCUAUUGGGGUUUGUGUUCCAGCUAAGGGGAAAGGGGCUGUGGAUUGGGAUUCUAAUUGGUGCUACUUUGCAAACACUUCUUCUAGCUGUGGUCACAUUUUGCACCAAUUGGGAAAAACAGGUUUGCUUAGUUCAGUGCAGAUAUUAG